AUGGCAGCCCCUUUCCCCAGUGGCGGCGGAGAGGUCAAGUGCGGGCCAGGCCGUGGUGCCAGUGUCCCGUGGGACUUCCUGCCGGGGCUGGUGGUCAAGGCCCCUCCGGGACCCUGCCUGCAGGCGCAGCGCAAGGAGAAGUCCCGGAACGCGGCGCGCUCCCGGCGCGGGAAGGAAAACCUGGAGUUCUUCGAGCUGGCCAAGCUGCUCCCGCUGCCCGGCGCCAUCUCCAGCCAGCUGGACAAGGCGUCCAUCGUGCGUCUCAGCGUCACCUACCUCCGCCUGCGCCGCUUCGCCGCGCUGGGGGCGCCGCCGUGGGGGCUGCGGGCCGUGGGGCCGCCGACCGGUCUCGCCCCAGGCCGCCGGAGCCCCGCAGCGCUGGUCUCCGAGGUCUUCGAGCAACACCUGGGAGGACAUAUCCUGCAGUCCCUAGACGGCUUCGUGUUCGCCUUGAACCAGGAAGGGAAAUUCCUCUACAUUUCAGAAACAGUCUCCAUCUAUCUGGGUCUGUCACAGGUGGAGCUGACGGGCAGCAGCGUCUUCGACUACAUCCACCCUGGGGACCACUCGGAGGUCCUGGAGCAGCUGGGGCUGCGGGCUCGGAACCCCGGACCCCCCACCCCGCCCUCCAUUUCCUCCUCCUCCUCCUCCUCCUCCUCUUCCUCCUCGCUGGAUACCCCUGAGAUCGAGGCCAGCCCCGCCGAGGUCCCCCCUUCCUCUCGGGUCCAGGAGCGCUCCUUCUUCAUCCGCAUGAAGUCUACCCUCACCAAGAGGGGGCUGCAUGUCAAGGCCUCGGGGUACAAGGUCAUCCACGUGACAGGGCGUCUGCGGGCUCGCGCCCUGGGCCUUGUGGCUCUUGGCCACACGUUGCCCCCAGCGCCCCUGGCUGAGCUGCCACUCCACGGGCACAUGAUCGUCUUCCGCCUCAGCCUGGGCCUCACCAUCCUUGCUUGUGAGAGCAGAGUCAGUGACCACAUGGACCUGGGGCCCUCAGAGCUGGUGGGCCGCAGCUGCUACCAGUUUGUUCACGGACAGGAUGCAACCAGGAUUCGCCAAAGCCACCUGGACCUGCUGGACAAGGGUCAGGUCGUGACCGGUUACUACCGCUGGCUGCAGCGAGCAGGGGGCUUUGUGUGGCUGCAGUCUGUGGCCACUGUGGCUGGGAACGGGAAGAGCCCUGGGGAGCACCACGUGCUCUGGGUCAGUCACGUGCUCAGCCAAGCUGAAGGUAGUCAAACGCCUCUGGACGCCUUCCAGCUUCCGUCCAGCGUGGCGUGUAAGGACCCAUCCAGCCCAGCGUCAGAGCCCACAGAGGGGGAUCCUCCAGCAGAUGGGAAGCAGGCUGCCCCCGAGGACAAGGACGAGGUCACACAGACCUGCAGCAAACGCAUCAAAGUGGAGCCGGGGCCCAGGGAAAGAAGAGGCUCUGCUGACAGCGUGGAUGAGGAGCCUCCGGAGCAGCAGGCACCACCACGGCUAGAGUUCACAUCCGUCAUCCGGGCAGGGGCCCUGAAGCAGGACCCAGUAAGGCCGUGGGGCCUGGUGCCCGGGGACCCCCCACCUGCACUCCUCCAUGCGGGCUUCCUGCCGCCGGUGAUGCGGGGUCUGUGCACGCCAGGGACCAUCCGCUACGGCCCCACGGAGCUGGGCCUCAUGUACCCGCACCUGCAGAGGCUGGGCCCCGGCCCCUCGCUCCCUGAGGCCUUUUAUCCCACCCUGGGCCUGCCCUACCCUGGGCCUGUGGGGACCAGGGUGCAGCGGAAGGGGGUCUGA
Molecule: messenger RNA, 1773 nt
Organism: Castor canadensis (American beaver)
Lineage: Eukaryota; Metazoa; Chordata; Mammalia; Rodentia; Castoridae
Source: RefSeq, a predicted model, not a curated record